This is a messenger RNA of Fusarium sp. VM40, 1335 nucleotides long. The record is from the annotation of a GenBank genome assembly. Lineage: Eukaryota; Fungi; Ascomycota; Sordariomycetes; Hypocreales; Nectriaceae.
AUGAGCACCCAUUCAGAGGUGCCCCGAGGGGAGUCAUGGGCUUCAAUCCCCACGGAUAUGAUCCUCGCUGAGCUGAGGCGUCGCAAGGACGAUGGAGAGAAACCAGAGUGCGGUUCUAGGUCAAAGGGAUCCUAUGACACUUCGGCGCAUGUGUUCGCAUUGAUCCUUAUCUUGGUGCUCAGCACGUUGGCAUGCGGUUUUCCUCUAAUGUCGAAACGAACGAUGCGCGGUCGACGACAAAAAUCUAUUAUAUUCUACUGCCAGCACAUUGGAACCGGCGUCCUCCUAGCUACGGCUUUCGUCCACCUUCUCCCCACCGCGUUCGAGUCCAUGACCGAUCCAUGUCUCCCUGACUUCUUCAGUAAAGGCUAUACACCACUCCCCGGCCUCGUGGCCAUGACAUCUGCUAUUGUUGUCGUUGCGAUCGAAUCGUACCUUACGGCCCGCGGAGCUGGUCACUCCCACUCUCACAACCAUGGCUACUUUGACUCCGAUGACGAACACGAGAGCGAGUUGCCUAUGAUGGAUACAGGCGGUAUGUCUGAGAGGAGAGGAUCGCGUCCGCCAGAUAUUCAUCUUGAGCCCAUGGAGAACCAGGGGUUAGUUGCCGGCAUCUCACCCUUGCCAGGAUCAUCGCCUGGACAAGAAGCGAAAAAGCUUAAUGAUGAGUUCAACGACGAGGACUCAGAUCUCGACCUAGAUAUGGAUGAGCUUGAUCCUUCUGGACCGAGUAGCAUGAGACAUCGAAAUGGAACCUACGACUCCCUUAAACCCGAGGGAGCCGAUGAAGAGCCUUUGACACCCAUGACACCUAUGUCUCCAGGACCACAAUCUCCCGAAGAGCGAGAGCGCAAGAUGCUUCAAUGUAUACUCCUUGAAGCAGGAAUUCUUUUCCACAGUGUCUUCAUCGGCAUGGCCAUCUCCGUCGCCACCGGUCCAGCCUUCGUGGUAUUCUUGGUUGCCAUCAGCUUCCACCAGACAUUCGAAGGCCUCGCCCUGGGCAGCCGCAUCGCCGCGAUCCAAUUCCCCCGCAAAUCUCUCCGUCCAUGGCUCAUGGUUCUAGCCUACGGCACCACCACACCGAUCGGCCAAGCAAUCGGCCUCAUUGUGCACCGCAUGUACGACCCCAAGAGCGCCGGAGGUCUUCUCGUGGUUGGCUUCAUGAAUGCUGUGUCAUCGGGGCUACUGUUGUAUGCUGGUCUUGUACAACUACUAGCGGAGGACUUCCUGACGGAGAAGAGCUACAAGAUAUUGAAGGGUACCAAGAGGCUGCAGGCUUUCGUGGCUAUGUGUGGUGGCGCGAUCUUGAUGGCUGCCGUUGGAGCUUUUGCUUAA